GCCUGCAGAAUACAACGAGGCCUGGCGGAAAGCCGCCAGUCACCGGUACACUAAUUACCUAAGCCAUUCCCCUGUACUGCCAUCGGCUUCCACUUCCUUCUGUUCGGCUCUUCUUCAAUGACAUGGAGGCCAGACCGCGAGAAAACACUAUCACGGAUACUUCCCCCCCAUCCGCGCUGGAUGCACAAACAAACUUCUUUCAAAAACGUCCAGCUAUCACCCAUUUUGCAGUGCUAGUAGUGUUUUUGACACCACUCGCUGCCCUACCAUAUCUGCUGUCCAAGAGACGCAUAUCUGCUCUAUCUAUAAGGCUGGACGAACUCUCAGCCACUACUACUGCUUUGCGGAAGGAAUUGAAGACUUCUGCGACUGAGAAUGCCAUUCAGAAGGUGGAAUUACAUCGUACUUCAGUCUCACUUGAGGCUGCAAGGUCGGAAGUCGUUCAGCUGCGUCGCAGCUUCAAACACCUUCGUGCGGAACGCGAUGCGUUCGAUAUAACAACGCAGAACACUCUGAAGCAACUUCGUGAGGAGAGAAAGCUGACCAGCGAACGCCUGGCACUUCUCCCGCAGCUGGGUAUCUCACUGGCUGAUGUUGCCGCAUUCAUGUACGAAGUAGAGUUGUAUCAUGGCACUACGCCGAGUGCCAUCGAUGGUCAUGGUGUUGAAAGGCUUCGCCGACUUGCACUCAAAUUCUGCACAGCGCAGUCGGAGGGGCCGAGGUAAGUACCUGCAACCGGAUACCCAGAGUCGAUUAUAACGGAAGUCUAAACAUUUUCACGAUUCAUUCAUGGUGUACCGAUAGCUGGCCAACCGCAGUAUUAUUUCUGUAGGCCAUGCCGAUUCUUGCGAGGUCCAGUAAAUUCACUUCAUACGUACGAAGGUAUGGCUAGGGGAGACUAGCACAUUCAUGAUAUUUUGAUUACGACAACAGGAAAGCAUUUCCAAAACACU
Suillus paluster is the source of this 953-nucleotide messenger RNA. RefSeq lists its product as uncharacterized. Bases 123 to 725 code for a protein of 200 amino acids. NCBI's taxonomy places the organism in Eukaryota, Fungi, Basidiomycota, Agaricomycetes, Boletales, Suillaceae. The record is from RefSeq and is a predicted model, not a curated record. The transcript is spliced from 2 exons.